AGACUCACCCCAGAAAGUUGCAUCCAUGUUCAAGGCCCAAGGGAGAAGACGACUCAGAUUGCCAAGUUUAGCUCAUCAGAACUUGAAACAGCAUUGGGGCGCAUCCAAUUUUGCAAGAUGGCUGAGGCCUUGGUGGCUGCUGCAAGAACCUUGAAUAAAUUGAAUAAGACUGGCCUCUCCUCACAAACAUCGCCAGCUGAGCGACGCAGCAAUCCGUCCUGCGUUUCUGCACAAUUUCCUCGGAGAUCUGGAGUUCAGGGAAGUUCCUUCUUCCCAGGAAACUCCCCAAUCGAAUUCAGAAAGAGUUUGAUCCAAGCACUCACACAUUGCAGAGCGCCAGUCAGGACUUUGAAAAGAGGGACGCCAAUCCAGGCCAUUCGGCUGCCGUCUCUCGACGCCCAAAAGCAGGAGGACAAGUUCGCGGAGGUUUCGGUGGACAACGCGUGCGACGAUCAGUACACGGUGAUCACAGUCAGGGCCAGCAACCGGCCGGGGCUCCUGCAGACAGUGACGUCCACUUUCAGGGAUCUCGGGCUGGAGGUGGCCAAAGCGACUGCCGACAUCAAGGAUGGGGUGGUGGGGGACGUGUUCUACGUCACUGGGGCGGAGGGGAGCAAGAUCACCAGAGACUGGGACAUCAAGAACGUCAAGAAGUGCCUGGAGAGCGUGCUCAAGCAGGACACCGGACGCUUCGGACGAUUGCAGAGCAGGUGGCCCCUCACGUUCCACUUUCCGGACAGGUCAUACCCCCCAGGCACGGCGGACGAGCACCGGCGGAAGACGGAGCUGCUGUACACGCUGAUGGACGAGUACAUCAAGAAUGAUGUGCUGUCAAUUCAGCAGAGCAUCAUGGACCACGUCGAGUACACGGUGGCGCGCAGCAGAUACCGCUUUGACGACUGGGAAGCUUAUCAGGCUGUGGCUUACAGUGUCCGUGAUCGACUCAUUGAGAGCUGGAAUGAUACGCAGCAGUUCUUCAAGAACUCAGACCCCAAACGGGUCUACUAUCUGAGCAUGGAGUUUCUCAUGGGACGGUCCUUGUUGAAUAGCGUGUUCAACCUGGGGGUGAAAGAUAAGUAUGAAGAGGCGCUUCGACAAUUGGGAUACGACCUGGAGACGCUUGCGGAACAGGAGCGGGAUGCGGCGCUAGGCAACGGAGGCCUUGGGCGACUAGCAGCGUGCUUCCUGGACUCCAUGGCCACCCUCAACUAUCCGGCUUGGGGUUAUGGAUUGAGGUACCAAUACGGCAUGUUUAGACAAAGUUUGAGGGAUGGCUUCCAGUACGAGCAGCCUGAUUACUGGCUGAACUUCGGCAACCCCUGGGAAAUCGAGCGGGUUCAGUUCUCCUACACAGUGAAAUUCUACGGCAAGGUGGAGAAGAAGUGGGAGGACGGGGUGGAACGGCACAUCUGGAACGCCGGGGAGCAGGUCGAGGCCGUGGCGUACGACAACCCCAUCCCUGGCUACGACACCCCCAACACCAUCAAUCUGCGGCUGUGGGCCGCCAAGCCGAGCGGAGAAUUCGAUCUGGAAUCAUUCAACACCGGGGACUACGUGACGGCAAUUCUGAACAAGCAGCGGGCGGAGACGAUCAGUAGCGUGUUGUAUCCUGACGACCGAACUUAUCAAGGCAAGGAGUUGCGGCUGAAGCAGCAGCACUUCUUCGUGUCGGGCACGCUGCAGGACGUGAUCCGACGGUAUAAGGAGAAGCACGACCACUUCAAAAUGUUUCCCGAAAAGGUCGCGUUCCAGCUGAACGACACGCACCCGACGAUUGCGAUCCCGGAGCUGAUGCGGCUGCUGGUGGACGAGGAGGGGCUGCCGUGGGCGGAAGCGUGGGGCGUGGUGACGCAGGUGUUCUCGUUCACCAACCACACCAUGCUGCCCGAGGCGCAGGAGAAGUGGCCCGUCGAGCUCAUGGAGUCGCUCCUGCCGCGCCACAUGCAGAUCAUCUACGACAUCAACUUCCAGUACAUCGAGCAGCUGAAGAAGCUGAUUGGCAACGACUACAGCAGGAUUGCUCGCAUGUCCAUCAUCGAGGAGGGCCAGUUCAAGUCGGUGCGCAUGGCCUUCCUGGCCCUGGUGGCUUCCCACACGGUCAACGGAGUUGCUGCCAUCCACUCGGAGCUGAUCAAGAACACGCUGUUCAAGGAAUUUGUGGGCAUCUGGCCACACAAGUUCCAGAACAAGACCAACGGAGUCACGCAGCGGCGGUGGCUGGCCAACUGCAACCCGCGGCUGCGUGACGUCAUCACGUCGUGGCUGGGCACUGAGAAGUGGAUCACCAACCUGGACCUGCUGGCGGGCCUCCGCGAACAUGCAGAGGACCCCGAGCUGCAGCAGCAGUGGCGCGACGUCCGGAAAGCGAACAAGAAACGCUUUGCGUACUACCUGGAGACAGUGAGCGGUGUCAAGGUGAGCACGGAGGCGAUGUUCGACGUGCAGGUGAAGCGCAUCCACGAGUACAAGCGGCAGCUGCUCAACGUGCUCAGCAUCAUCCACCGGUACGACUGCAUCAAGCAAAUGAAGCCGGAGCAGCGCAAGCUGGUGGUCCCCCGUGUGUGCGUCAUCGGCGGCAAGGCGGCCCCCGGGUACGACAUGGCCAAGCGGAUUAUCAAGCUCGUCAGCGCAGUAGGCGACGUCAUCAACAAGGACCCUGACGUCGGCAACCUCCUCAAGCUGAUCUUCGUCCCCGACUACAACGUGUCGCUCGCUGAGCUGAUCAUCCCCUCGACGGACCUCUCUCAACAUAUCAGCACUGCCGGGAACGAGGCGUCCGGCACGAGCAACAUGAAGUUCGCCAUGAACGGGGCGCUCAUCCUAGGGACCAUGGACGGGGCUAACGUCGAGAUUGCGGAGGAGAUUGGGGACGAAAACAUGUUCAUCUUUGGAGUGCGGACGGAGGAGGUGCCCAAGCUGCGGCAGGAGCGGCCCUCCUUCCGGCCGUCGCCAGCGUUCCAAAGAGUCGUACAGAUGAUCCGGGACGACAAGUUUGGCUUCGCUGAGUAUUUCAAGCCUGUGGUCGAGUCUAUCACGGGACCCGACGUCUACCUGCUGGCCAAUGACUUCGACUCCUACCUCCUAGCUCAGGCCAAAGCCGACAGAACGUUUGUGGACCGGCAACUGUGGACCAAGAUGAGCAUCCUGAGCACAGCUGGGUCCGGCAAGUUCUCGAGCGACAGGACGAUAAAGCAGUACGCCGACGAGAUAUGGAACAUCAAGCCCUGCAUGAGGCCCAUCUGAGGUUAUCGCGGGGCGGGGUCUGUACAGUGCCCGUAAAGAUUGCGGGGGACGAAGACACCUUUAUAGGCAUCUCGACAUUGUUUAGCGGUCAAGGGCUAUCAGAAUGAACGAUGACGGACGACAUAGGCACUCGUCACAGGGUUAAAUUCGGUAAUUGACUGGUUCUACAUGCAUUAUGAAACUCAACAAGGAAGAAAUUGGUUGCAGCAGUGUAACUCAAACUGGUCUAGCUUGCACCUUGUGAUCAGAGGGCGCGAAUCUGCUUUGCGAAGUACAAAUCGUGAUGAAUGAGUUGCAAACUUACAUGAUCAGAUUUAUGUCUUAUGGCUCGAUGAGGACACAACGC
This is a messenger RNA of Klebsormidium nitens, 3589 nucleotides long. NCBI's taxonomy places the organism in Eukaryota, Viridiplantae, Streptophyta, Klebsormidiophyceae, Klebsormidiales, Klebsormidiaceae. The record is from the annotation of a GenBank genome assembly.